This is a messenger RNA of Rubroshorea leprosula, 667 nucleotides long. The record is from the annotation of a GenBank genome assembly. NCBI's taxonomy places the organism in Eukaryota, Viridiplantae, Streptophyta, Magnoliopsida, Malvales, Dipterocarpaceae.
GACGCCAAGCAGGUUGCUGAUUAUCUCUGGAAUAACUUCCUCGGAGGACAAUCAAGUAAUCGCCCGCUCGGAGAUGCUGUUCUCGACGGUAUUGACUUCGACAUCGAGGGAGGGACGAACCUGCACUGGGAUGAUCUCGCAAAGUACCUUUCCCAAUACAGUAAUCAGGGGCAGAAAGUUUACUUGACGGCAGCUCCUCAGUGCCCUUUCCCUGACGCCUGGCUAGGGGAUGCCCUGAAAACCGGUCUUUUUGACUACGUCUGGGUCCAAUUUUACAACAACCCCCCAUGCCAAUACACAUCCGGAAACACUGCAAAUUUAGUGAAUGCCUGGAAUCAAUGGACUCAAGAUAUUCAGGCAACUCAAAUUUUCUUGGGACUUCCGGCAUCCCCUGAGGCUGCCGGAAGUGGGUUCAUCCCGGUAAACGAUCUCACGUCUCAGGUGCUUCCCGCCAUUAAAGGAGCUUCAAAGUAUGGAGGCGUGAUGCUGUGGUCAAAAUACUAUGAUGACCAAACUGGGUACAGUUCCUCCAUUAAAAACGCUGUCUAAUACCGUAAUUUCAGUUUGAAUUUCCGUUGCUAUAUCGUAAAAAUACCACUACUUACAUGCAAUAAAAAAAUAUUACUUAUUUCUUGUACUAUUGUGAUCCCCCUGGGCGUUAAUUUAA